CAUGUUAUCUAUCGUCAUGGUCAUCGAAAUACUAUUAGUCAUCCGGAACUUUAUCCAAAUGAUCCAUAUAUUAAUGAAACUCAUUGGCCUGGUGGAUUUGGAGCACUCACAAAUGAAGGUAAAAGACAACAUUUCAAAUUGGGUCAAUACUUCCGAAGAAGAUAUCACAAACUUCUUGGUGAUAAAUAUUCACCAAAAAGAGUGUACGUACGUUCGACUGACAAAGAUCGCACUUUGAUGUCGGCACUUGCCAAUUUAGCAGGUUUAUUUCCACCACACGCUGAAGAGAAAUGGAAUGAAGACAUUGCAUGGCAACCGAUUCCAGUUCACACAAUACCUCUGAAUUUGGACUAUGUAUUGCGUGGACCAGAUGAUUGUCCAAGAUAUUCUGCCGCUUUCAAGAAAUACAAAAAUGAAUCAUCAGAAUUGAAGCGAAUUCUUAAAGAAAAUAAAGAAAAUAUCUUGUACUGGUCGAAAAUGUGCGGAUCGAAUUUAACCACCAUUGAAGAGAUUACCCAGUUAUAUGGGAUACUCAUUGUUCAAAAAGAACAUAAUAAAACGCUCUCCGAUUGGGUACAAAAAGCAAUCGAACCAAAUGGUGCUUUGGGGUCCAUUGCUUUUUUUCGAUAUAAAAUGAGAUCGAGUACUAAAGAAUUGGCUCGAUUGUGGUCUGGAUUUUUUAUUAAAGAAAUGUUUGAACGUUUCGCGCAAAAGAUAAACUCAACGUUGGAGCCAAAUCGUUCAUUGUGGUCCUACUCAGCGCAUGACAAUACGAUUGUUGGUCUUUUGAAUA
Molecule: messenger RNA, 793 nt
Organism: Contarinia nasturtii (swede midge)
Lineage: Eukaryota; Metazoa; Arthropoda; Insecta; Diptera; Cecidomyiidae
Product: testicular acid phosphatase homolog
Exons: 4
Biological process (GO): dephosphorylation
Molecular function (GO): phosphatase activity
Source: RefSeq, a predicted model, not a curated record